GAACGUAAGUCGGCUUUCCGUGUCCCGAGCAACACAAGCAGCCCCACUCUGGAGUCAUUUUCAAACAUUUGUCUUCAGUUGGCAGGUGUCAACAGGAUGGCCGGCUUUCUUUUUAUUUUAGCUGCUUUGUGCGCGGCUACGUCGUCACAGUUUGUGCCGCCGUAUACGGAAGACUGUCGGACGGGAAUGUAUCCUCCGAGCGGGCCCACGUUUAAAGGCGCCGUGAGCUGGUACACCGUGGACCUGGACUUGCCGCCCAAGGACCGAUGGACAGCCGUCAUCACUGACAAAAGGGCAGAGUUGGUGAGCAUGAUCCAGGCCGUGCGAGACUUGGCCAACGCUUUUGUUCCCGGCGGGAAGCUUGUCAUGCUGGUGGAUGUCACUCUGCCGCUGAUGGUCAACUCGCUCCCGUAUCCGUUUGGUGACGAAAUGAAAGGAAUCGCGGCCGCCUCGGGAGUUCCUCUCGGUGAGGUGGUCCUCUUUAACAUCUUCUACGAGGUGUUUACGGUGUGCACUUCGGUGGUUGCAGAGGACACGAAAGGAAACCUCCUGCAUGGUCGCAACCUGGACUUUGGUUUGUUCAUGGGAUGGGAUGUGAAGAACAAGUCUUGGGUCAUGAGUGAGCAGCUGAGGUCUUUAGUGAUCAAUGUGAACUUCAAGAGGAACAACCGCACCGUCUUCAAGUCCACCAGCUUUGCCGGUUACGUCGGCAUGCUGACCGGACUCAAGCCUAACAGGUUCAGCCUCACCAUGAACGAACGCUUCAGUCUGGACGGAGGCUACAUCGGCAUCCUGGAGUGGAUCUUUGGAAAGCGGGAUGGUGUCUGGAUGAGCUUCCUCACUCGCUCCGUACUGGAAAAUGCAACCAGCUACGAUGAGGCAAAGUUUCGUUUGGCUCAGACGAAGCUUCUGGCGCCCGCCUACUUCAUCCUGGGAGGAAACAGCACGGGGCAAGGUUGCAUCAUCACCAGAUCCAGACUCACCAGUCUGGAUAUCCUGGAGAUCGAUCUGAAGCUGGGCCGCUGGUUUGUGCUGGAGACAAACUACGACCACUGGAAGGAGCCCCUCUUCCUGGACGACCGCCGCACGCCCGCCAUCGAGUGCAUGAACCGAACGACGCGCGCCAACGUGUCCCUGAAAACGCUAUACGACGUGCUGUCCACUAAGCCCGUCCUCAACAAGUUGACAACGUAUACCACGCUGAUGCAAGUGUCGUCAGGCACGCUGGAGUCGUACGUCCGCGACUGCCCCAACCCCUGCAUGCCCUGGUGAAGACGCCGCCACCACACUACCGUCCGGCUGCACCCGCCGAGCGUCCCAGCCAAUGGAAAUGGGUAUUUCAUUCAUUCACUGCCAGCCGUUUGAGAGGGAGACUCCACUUUCACAUCCCACAGAACUUUUAUCUUCCGCAACUGUAUAACUACUGAACCUAGAAUGAGCUCACUCCAGCACUUCGAAUAACCCAACGGCACAUUUUGAACAACACUCUGGAGUUUCUGAACGGUUUGAAUCAGCGCGUGCUCAGAGCACAGUUCACCCCCCAAUGUCUUUCUAUUUCUUGGUGGCAGCGAACGGUUUGAUUCCAGUGGACAAAUGUCAACGUACACGGCAGUGAAUGCAAGUAGCAACGUCUUUGCCCAAGCGUGGUCGUUUUUGUAGCCUUGAUCAAUUCUAAUGUGUGUACAUUGUGUCAAUUAGUGCUCCUCAAUGUUUUAACAGGUCAGCUUGGUUACAAGUGCAGGAAAGUAAUCCUGACAAUUGUUUUGUUUUCUCUUGAAGCACGAGAUGGCCCAUCAGAAUUUAAAAUUCAUUGGACCUUUGACAGAUAAUUUUCUACUGAUCUACGACUAUCAGCUUUAUACUGACUAUUUUAAAUCAAACACUGCCAGCAAUGGUGACUGUA
Hippocampus comes (tiger tail seahorse) is the source of this 1903-nucleotide messenger RNA. RefSeq names its product N-acylsphingosine amidohydrolase (acid ceramidase) 1b (gene asah1b). Gene Ontology annotation, cellular component: lysosome. The transcript has 14 exons. Gene Ontology annotation, biological process: fatty acid metabolic process. The record is from RefSeq and is a predicted model, not a curated record. Gene Ontology annotation, molecular function: N-acylsphingosine amidohydrolase activity; fatty acid amide hydrolase activity. NCBI's taxonomy places the organism in Eukaryota, Metazoa, Chordata, Actinopteri, Syngnathiformes, Syngnathidae. The coding region runs from base 97 to 1272 and encodes 391 amino acids.